CUUUGAACUAAGAGAGCACAGCUGCGAUGUUAGUGAUCGAUCUAAUGGUGAUGAGCAGGGGGGGUAUUUCUAAAUUGGCCCACCUACUAGAAAAUCGCUCACUGCCUGCGAAAUCUUCCCAAUUCAAACGUUAAUAGCUAAAUAAACGGAGUCCGCGUCUUUGCUCUUAGGUUCCCUAUAAAUGACAUUGAUGGGAACGAGAAAUCCAACGUACUCCUCUCCAUCUUCUUCUUUUUUCUGUCAUCAUUUUCUACGGAACGCGUUUCCUUUCGGGUGGCUACUUGUUGUGACUACAUUUUUAUCCUGGUUCAAUUUUUCACCGACUCUGUUACAAUAUUUAUUUCUUCCCUUGAUCCAGCCUUGCUUGGCUAUUAAGUUACGUUAUUUGACUACGUUACUAGGCUAGGUAGCGUCUAAAGACGUCAAUAGCUCUGAACGAAGGCGCAAGACUCUUUCACAUCUAUACCGGCGAUUGAUAUCCGUUUUUUCUCACAAUUUGUUUUUUAUUUUUAUUUUUUAUCCCUAGCUCCUUUAAACGACACGCCAUAUAUAGAGAAAUACCCUGAAGCCUUGCGAACGACGUCUUGAUAGAAAUCCGAAAACAGCCAUUCCUAGACUUUCUCAGCUCUAUCUUUAUUUUCUAGUAUUGCACCUGCUAGGGUGAAGAAGGAAUAUCCACCAAUUCCAAUGACAAGAAGAUCCCUCCUUGUUAUCCUGGGCCUGAUGAUGAUUGUCCCGCCGAAAUAACACAAACUACAACCUGCUCCGUUGUCUGUCACUUUCAAUCGUUCUAGUGUAUAAAGAGCUCUUACCUCUCAUCUACUGCUAUAAAGGGUACUACUACCUUUCCGACCACCGGAGGUCCUUUUUUAGGGUCUGGUUGCUAGUCUCGGUCCCGCCAAAAAAGUUUCUCCACCGGCCCCGAUUCCGCCAAGACAAAUCUUCACACGGAACCCGAAAACAACCUCCGCUGUCCGCCCUUUUGAUUGGCCGAACCUCUCCUCGUUCCCCACAAGCCGAACUCAAUCGGCGCUGUGCUGUGUUCGGCAUGCCGACUCUUGCUUUGACCGACUUCAACAUCGUAUGUGCAACGCUGGGCGGCUUCAUCAGCCUAUUCGGGCUGGUGUCGUAUCUUUUUAAGGAGAAAUUCUAUUUGUCGGAAGCUUAAGCUUUGAUUAUCUAGGUAAUUUCGCUGACCGCUGGCAUUCUCUUUUCCCCUAACUUCGCCAAUUUCCUCCGCCCGCUUGACUAUGCCCAAGGCUCCCCCGCUGCCGUGGAGGAUAUAACACUCUACUUCUCCCGCCUCGUUCUAGGCGUCCAACUCGUUCUCGCAGGCGUACAACUACCCAGCCGUUACCUAUCCAAAGAAUGGAAGAGUCUCUCACUCCUGCUCGGCCCCGGCAUGCUGGCCAUGUGGCUCUGCAGUAGCCUAGUGAUCUUCAUGUUGGUACCCAACUUACCGUUCCUACAUGCCCUGGCGAUUGCGGCCUGUAUUACACCCACGGACCCAGUACUGUCGAAUUCUAUUGUCAAGGGGAAGUUUGCGGACAGGAAUGUGCCGCGUGGCUUACAGAGGAUCAUUAUUGCGGAAUCCGGGGCGAAUGACGGGCUUGGGUAUCCGUUUUUGUUUUUUGCGAUUUACCUGAUUCAGUUUGUUGGGGUAGGUGAAGGCGAGGGCACAGGACAAUUUGAAGGGGGCGCCUGGAGUGCAAUUGCGCUCUGGUUUGGAGAAACGUGGGGGUAUACUAUUCUGCUGAGUGUUGUGUACGGGGCGGUAGUGGGAUGGUUGGCAAAAGAGCUAUUGCAUUGGGCGGAGGAGAAGAAGUUUAUUGAUCGAGAGAGCUUUUUGGUAUUUGCGAUUGCUUUGGCUCUUUUCAUCAUCGGGACAUGCGGAAUGAUAGGCAGUGAUGACGUUCUCGCCUGCUUUAUUGCCGGCAACGUAUUCACCAUUGACGACUGGUUCCGCCUAGAAACGCUCGACGAUUCCCUCCAACCCACCAUCGACAUGCUUCUCAACCUCUUUGUCUUCAUGUGGUUCGGCGCUGUGUGCCCCUGGGGGAAAUUCUUACAAAACGACGUCAUCUCUAUACAUCGACUCAUCUUCCUCGGUAUCCUCAUCUUACUCUUUCGUCGCAUUCCCAUAAUCUUCGCAAUGCACAGAUACAUCCGGCAGAUAGAACACUUUCGGCAAGCCGCGUUCGUGGGUUUUUUCGGACCCAUUGGCGUCAGUGGCAUUUUCUAUUUGUAUAUCAGUCGUGAGUAUCUCAGUCGUUGGAUUGUGCCUGAUGGUAGUGGGAGGGUGAGAGAGGAUGCAAUUGCGCUGUCGGAAGAGAUUGAAGUAAUUGUGUGGUUUUUAGUGGUUUGUAGUAUUAUGGUGCACGGCCUGUCAAUACCUCUCGCGAAACUCUGCAUUCACCUACACCGCACCCUCUCCAGAGCUCUAAGCUACAGCUCAAACGUCGACAGCGAUAACAACUACUCUUCCCGCCUAUCGCGCAUGUUUCUGCCAUCAUUAACCAGGCCUACUUCCAUGCACAGCUCGAACCGCCACGAACCGCCUAGACCAGCUGUUUAUUUGGGGACAGGACGGUCUAUUAUUCCCGAGGGGGACGCGGAGGAGGCAGAGGAAACAGAGAGCUUAUUGGGCAUCAAGGCGACGGCAGAGACGGGGAAUGAUACCACGAUGGAACCAGCGGGGCGGGCGCAGGUGGAAGAAAAUGGACGAGACACAACGGAAGACUGGCCGCACACUAAACCGGUAUUAACGUCUCAUCCUGUAUCCACGCCUAGCUGUAUCGUUAAUGACAGCAACACCGGCGAUAAAUCCGGUAGUAGUCUGGGAGAAAGCAGAAGCGGUGGUAACAGCUACUCGAAGCGGGACAUUGGCAAUGGGAGUCGCAUGCAGAGUUAUGGGGCCACUUGUCCUGGCUGAAGCCCAGGAGUGGGCAAGGGGCCGGAGUUGAAAACUUGAACCUGGGCUAGCAUCUUCGUUUUGCGGAAAGUAGGUUCAAAACUCUCAAGUCAUAUGGAUUCAAAUUAAAUCUGGUCAGCACGGGGGGGGGGCCUUGUCAGAGCUUUCAGGAGAAAGGUGUUCUUGCUUCUAUACCCUAUACCAUUCAUUCUUGGAUUUGUGAAGGCCCGGGCUUCUUCAUUCAUCCGGGAAGUCCAAUCCAGAUUGUCUUGGCCUCUACUUUAACUGAGAAUGGCAGCAUACAGUUCGGUCCCUUUUAUUUUCGCUUUACUAGACCUUUAUUGUGCCUAUACCUAUGAGACGACCAGAUACAAAAGGUGCAUAAUAAUGACUUAAAGAACGGAGUUAAUGGAGAAUUAUUAGCAAUACCGUACUUGAUGCGAAUAUAGUAAUGUACAAUAUGUAGGAUAUGAAACUCCAGAACAAGGAGACCACUAAGUAGUGUUUCAAGGAGGAAUAUCCAAGAUACCUAUUUAAACUCUCGUCAAUGUGGCCGUAUACACAACCAAUCAAUGCUUAACCCUCUAGGGGGUCAGACUAAAUUAAAUAAAUACACUACAGAAUAAGAAUGUACUUAAUGACUAAUUGGAUCCAUUGAUAGCCUGCC
Blastomyces dermatitidis ER-3 is the source of this 3578-nucleotide messenger RNA. Its product is annotated as Na/H antiporter. Gene Ontology annotation, biological process: proton export across plasma membrane; regulation of membrane potential; sodium ion export across plasma membrane. The record is from RefSeq and is a predicted model, not a curated record. Gene Ontology annotation, cellular component: plasma membrane. The transcript has 6 exons. Gene Ontology annotation, molecular function: sodium:proton antiporter activity. Lineage: Eukaryota; Fungi; Ascomycota; Eurotiomycetes; Onygenales; Ajellomycetaceae. The coding region runs from base 1403 to 2932 and encodes 509 amino acids.